Messenger RNA from Pyrus x bretschneideri (Chinese white pear), 3371 nucleotides. Its product is annotated as pentatricopeptide repeat-containing protein At4g02750-like. Gene Ontology annotation, biological process: RNA modification. The transcript has a single exon. Gene Ontology annotation, molecular function: zinc ion binding; RNA binding; protein binding. The record is from RefSeq and is a predicted model, not a curated record. Lineage: Eukaryota; Viridiplantae; Streptophyta; Magnoliopsida; Rosales; Rosaceae. The coding region runs from base 495 to 3212 and encodes 905 amino acids.
GGUUUGAACCUAAAAUGUAAGGAGUUGUAUUGUCGUCCAUGUCAUUUGUGGCAGCGGUGAUGGUGGAGUUGUAGAUGUUCUUGAGGAUGUCGUCCAUGGUGAUGGACGGGUGCUUGUGAUGGUUGUCGUCGUCGUCGGCUAUGAAAGUGGAGAGGGAACAUAGAGACGACCCUCUAUGAGACAUUUCCGAAUUCGUGGUUCCACAUGUACACUUCGUUAUUGAAAGCGUUGGGCCCACAUGUACACUACACGAGCACACUAUCAGAAAUAACACAUUGCUUUACCGCAUUAAUAUUUAAGAAGACUAUCAGAAAUAACACAUUGAUUUACCGCCUUAAUAUUUAAGAACGACAUUGAUUGAUUUUGUAAUUUAACGGGAAUUUCACAAAAUAUUUGUGGUAAAAACCUUUCAGAAAGAACCCAUUUUUUCUGUGCAACCAAACUCGCUUCUGUUACUGUCGGGUUUAGGCUACAACGGCUCCGACUAUGCUCAAAUGAUACAUCGUCAUUUAUCUCACUUGCGUUCGCUCUCCACUCUCUCUUCACCGACUUCACUAACCCAUCAUCUCUUGCAAUGCAACAAAGAAAUCUACAGGCUCUCCCAACUCGGCCGAGCAACAGAUGCACGCCAAGUGUUUGAACGAAUGCCUCACCGAGACUCCGGCUCUUGGAACACUAUGAUUUCUGGGUACAUCCAAAAUGGGCAUUUGAACAAAGCCCAAGAGCUCUUUGAUUCAUUCCGAGAUAAAAAUGUGAGAACUUGGACCAUUUUGUUAUCCGGGUAUGCGAAAUAUGGGCAUGCGGAUGAAGCUAGAGCGGCGUUUGAGUCAAUGCCUGAGCGUAAUGUAGUUUCUUGGAAUGCUAUGGUUACUGCUUAUGCGCAAAAUGGUUUGUUAAAUAGUGCUAGGGAGGUUUUUGAUCAAAUGCCUGAGAGAAAUGUAGUGUCAUGGAAUUCAAUGAUUACCGGGUACUGUCGUUGCGGUAGGAUGAAUGUAGCUCGUGAGCUUUUUGAUCAAAUGGAGGACAGGAACAUUACCUCUUGGAUGGUUAUGGUUUCUGGUUAUGUUGAGAUAGGUGCGUUUCGUGAGGCUUGGAUGGUUUUUUUGAUGAUGUUGAGGAGCAGUGUGAGGCCAGACCAGGCCAUAAUAGUUGCUGCCUUAUCAGCUGUGAUGAGGUUAGACAAAUUGGAGUUGAUUGAGAGUUUAAGGGUACUGGCUUUGAAGACAGGGUGUGAGAGCAAUGUGGUAGUGGGCACGGCAAUAUUGAAUGCUUAUACAGCAAAUGGAAGUUUGGAAGAUGCGGCGAAGUUUUUCGUGAGAAUGCCACAAAGGAAUGAUUACUCGUGUUCGACAAUGAUUGCUGCAUUUUCGCAGUGUGGUAGGUUGGAUGAUGCCAUUGCAUUGUAUGAGAUAGACACUGAAAAAGGUGUCGGUACACAGACGGCAAUGGUAACUGCCUAUGCUCAGAAUGGGUGGAUUCACGAAGCAAGGCAUAUAUUUGAUAAAAUUGGAAACCCUACUGUGGUUGCAUGGAAUGCCAUGGUAGCAGGGUAUGUCCAGAACAGAAUGCUUGAAGAAGCAAAAGAUAUAUUUUCCAAAAUUCCGGUACCAAAUGCUGCUUCAUGGGCAGCCAUGAUUUCUGGGUUUGUCCAGAACGGACAAAGCAAAGAAGCUCUGGAGCUCUUUGCUGUGCUACAUAGAUCAGGCACUGUACUACCAAGUCAUUCAAAUUUCACAAGUGCUCUCAUCGCAUGUGCAAAUAUCGACGAUGUUGAGAUGGGGAAACAAAUACACUCGCUCGCUAUUAAAACAACGUACCAAUUCAAUUCAUUUGUAGGAAAUGGGUUGAUAUCCAUGUAUGCAAAGUGCAAAACCACAGAUAUAUCACAAGCUUCUAGGAUAAAGAGAGUGAGAGACACAGUAUCUUGGGUUUCAGAAAGUUGUACGUUGGAUGAUGCUCGAAAAGCUUUUGAUCAAAUGCCAAAACAGGAUGUCGUGUCAUGGUCUGCUAUUAUAUCAGCUUAUGAGCAAUCCGGACAAGGAGAUAUUGCGUUCAAAUUGUUCCUUGAAAUGUUAUCCAGGGGACUGAAACCAAACCAAUCAACAAUAACCAGCCUCCUCAGUGCUUGUGGAUACCUUGGUGCAACCAAGCUUGGGGAACAGAUUCAUGCCUUGAUACACAAACUUGGACUGGAUUCAUGUUUGUUUGUGUGCAAUGCUUUGAUAACAAUGUACUUCAAGUGUGGAAGCCCCGAUGGCCUUUGUAUCUUUCAAGAGAUGCCUGAUCGAGAUAUUGUCACUUGGAAUGCUGUUUUGACUGGGUGUGCUCAAAACGGAUUAGGCAAAGAAACUGUUGAAGUUUUCAAACAAAUGGAAACUACUGGGAUUUCUCCGAAUGAAAUUACUUUUGUAGCACUUUUAUGCGCUUGUAGCCAUGCUGGGUUAGUAGAUGAAGGACGGGCUUAUUUCAAUUCCAUGAGCCAACAUUAUGGGAUUACGCCCUUGGUUUAUCACUAUACCUGUAUGGUUGAUCUCCUGGGUAGGGCAGGAUUACUUUCUGAAUCUGAAGAUCUCAUUCAGAGCAUGCCGGUAGAACCAGAUUUCGUGAUUUGGGAAGCACUUCUUGGUGCCUGUAGGAUCCAUCGAAACACUGAACUUGGCCAGAGAACAGCUGAAAGGCUUUUCCAAAUGGGAACACGGAGAUCUGGAACCUAUGUUUUAUUAUCAAAUAUGUAUGCAUCUAAAGGCAUGUGGGAGAAAGUGCGGGAAGUAAGGGAAAUGAUGAAAGAUAGGGGAGUGACCAAAGAACCCGGAUUCAGUUGGAUUCAGAUGAAUAAGGUUCACUAUUUUCUAAUGGGGGAUAAGGCACAUGACAACAUCAAAGAGAUAAACCUGACAGUAAAUGAGUUGUACAAACGCUUCCGCGCAACAGGUUAUGUGCCGGAUACUAAUUUUGUUCUUCAUGAUGUGGCAGAGGAGCAAAAAGAGGAUGACCUUGUAUACCACAGUGAGAAACUUGCUGUUGCAUAUGGAAUCCUGCAGACACCAAAUGGUAGUCCAAUUCAGAUUCUGAAGAACCUCCGAAUAUGCGGUGACUGCCAUUCGUUUAUGAAAUUCGUCUCCAGUGUCGCCAAGCGCAAAAUCAUUCUCCGAGAUGGAAAUAGGUUCCACCAUUUUCAAGAUGGUUUGUGCUCUUGUGGUGACUAUUGGUGACCAUGGUGGAUGAGCAUUCAGCAGAAACCUUGAUUUAUUCAUAUUUUUCUUUCUUCAUACAGAAUGUUAAUUAGAUUAGGGAUGUAACAAUGAUGGAUUUCUUUCUUGUAUAUUAAUACCUCGAGCUUUAAUACUAUCUGACGGGUUUGUUUACUGUCA